GAGGAGAAGCCGCCGGCAGCCGAGAGGGAGAGAGAGGGAAGUGCCGUUGUGCUGAUGGAUUUCCCAACCGGGAUCCUGCGGGAUGGCAGCCCCAUGGAGAGCCUGGAGAAGCAGCUGAUCUGCCCCAUCUGCCUGGAGAUGUUCAGCAAGCCCGUGGUGAUCCUGCCCUGCCAGCACAACCUCUGCCGCAAGUGUGCCAAUGACAUCUUCCAGGCUUCCAACCCUUACUGGCAGAACCGGGGCAGUGUGGUUUCGGGGGGUCGGUUCCGGUGCCCCUCCUGCCGCCACGAGGUGCUGCUGGACCGACACGGGGUCUAUGGGCUGCAGAGGAACCUGCUGGUGGAGAACAUCAUCGACAUCUACAAGCAGGAGUGCUCCAGCAGGCCACUGAAGAAGGGGGAGCACCCCAUGUGCAAGGAGCACGAGGACGAGCGGAUCAACAUCUACUGUGUCACCUGCGAGGUCCCCACCUGCUCCAUGUGCAAAGUUUUUGGUGCCCACAAGGACUGCGAGGUUGCCCCUCUGCAAAGUGUCUUCCAGGGCCAGAAGAGCGAGCUGAACAACUGCAUCUCCAUGCUGGUGGCGGGGAACGACCGGAUCCAAACCAUCAUCUCCCAGCUGGAGGACUCGUGCCGGAGCACUGAGGAGAACAGUGAGGCGGCCAAGCGGGAGCUGUGUGCUCGCUUCGAUGCUUUGGCAGAACUGCUGGAGGAGAAGAAGUCAGAGAUGCUGCAGCGCAUCACCCAGGAGCAGGGUGACAAAACCAGCUUCAUCCAGGGCCUUAUCCACCAGUACAAGGAGCAGCUGGAGAAGUCGAGCCGACUGGUGGAAACAGCUGUCCAGGCCAUGGAGGAGCCUAACGGGGCUGCCUUCCUCAUGAAUGCCAAGCAGCUCAUUAAAACGAUUGUGGAAGCCUCCAAGGGUGGCAAGCUGGAGAAGAUUGAGCAGGGCUACGAGAGCAUGGACGCCUUCACAGUGAGCCUGGACCACCUCACCGAGGCUGUCCAUGCCUUGGACUUCAUCCCCACAGAGGAAGACGAGGAGUUCUUCGAUGGGGAGGAGGAGGAGGAGGAGGCGGAAGAGGAUGCAGCGCCUGAGAGGACAGUGAUGGCUCCCCUGUAGCCACAGCGGCGUUGAUGGGGCGGGAGGAACGCCGCGGGCGCAGGAUGUCCAGCGACGGGACUGGGGACAACGGGGAGGGGGAGGGGGGACACACAUGCCAUGGGGGUUGGUGGCUUCGUGAGCCACCGCCAGCUCCAGCACAGGACACUUUUCUAUACGGGUGCAAAAAGGACAAUUCCGCACGUUUUGUAUCUUCCUUGUUUUGUAUAUAAUUGUCACGGAUUUGAAUUUUGUGUAUUUUGUAAAGAAAAAAAAAACCGGUGGUUUGGGUGGUGUUGGUU
Calypte anna (Anna's hummingbird) is the source of this 1403-nucleotide messenger RNA. It is a transcript of the gene TRIM63, whose product is annotated as tripartite motif containing 63. The record is from RefSeq and is a predicted model, not a curated record. Gene Ontology annotation, molecular function: zinc ion binding. The transcript is spliced from 9 exons. The coding region runs from base 55 to 1122 and encodes 355 amino acids. Lineage: Eukaryota; Metazoa; Chordata; Aves; Apodiformes; Trochilidae.